GGUCGGAGGGAGGGUGCGCUCCUCCCGCCCCACACCCAGUCUCUGAGCCGGAUAUAUAGAGUCACGUUUGGGAGCCCCGAGAGCAGCAGCGCGGUUCAGAACAGCUUGAGAGCCUCCCGCGUCGCUGGGAGGACCCUGACCGCCAGUUGGGGAGCCACCCACCCGCACUAAAGCAGCAGGACCCUCUUCCCAGAACCGCACUAGAAAAACGGAGGAAUCAUGUCCAUGAUCGCGGCUUUCUACAGCAACAAGUCUCUACUCAUCACAGGGGCCACAGGCUUCCUGGGUAAAGUGCUGAUGGAGAAGUUGUUCCGCACCAGCCCCCACUUGAAGGUCAUUUACAUCCUUGUGAGACCCAAGUCUGGACAAACGCUGCAGGAGAGGGUUUUCCAGAUCCUCAACAGUAAGCUGUUUGAGAAAGUCAAAGAAGUCUGUCCGAAUGUACAUGAGAAGAUCAGACCCAUCUCCGCAGACCUCAACCAGCGUGACUUCGCCAUCAGCAAGGAGGACAUGCAGGAACUUCUGUCCUGCACCAAUAUCAUCUUUCACUGUGCGGCCACUGUUCGUUUUGACGCACACCUGAGAGAGGCUGUGCAGCUGAAUGUCACCGCCACCCAGCAGCUCCUGCUGAUGGCCAGCCAGAUGCCAAAGCUGGAAGCCUUCAUCCACAUCUCUACUGCCUUCUCUAACUGCAACCUGAGCCGCAUAGAUGAGGUCAUCUACCCGUGCCCCGUGGAGCCGAGGAAGAUCAUUGACUCCAUGGAGUGGUUAGAUGACUCUAUCAUUGAUGAGAUCACUCCCAAGCUGAUUGGGGACCGGCCCAAUACCUACACCUACACCAAAGCCUUGGGAGAGAUAGUGGUACAGCAAGAAAGUGGGAACCUGAAUGUGGCCAUCGUCAGGCCAUCCAUAGUGGGCGCAACCUGGCAAGAACCCUUCCCCGGUUGGGUUGACAAUGUAAACGGACCCAGCGGACUCAUUAUUGCGACAGGGAAAGGAUUUCUUCGGUCCAUAAAAGCUACUCCCAUGGCAGUGGCGGAUGUGAUUCCGGUUGACACAGUUGUUAAUCUCACCAUAGCAGUGGGCUGGUACACUGCCGUUCACAGACCUAAAUCAACGUUAAUCUACCAUUCCACAUCUGGUAAUCUCAACCCGUGUAAUUGGCAUAAAAUGGGAUUACAUGUCUUGGCGACCAUGGAAAAGAUCCCAUUUGAGAGCGCUUUCAGAAGGCCAAACGCUGACUUCACCACCAACAACUUCACUACGCAGUAUUGGAAUGCAGUCAGCCACCGGGCCCCUGCCAUCAUCUACGACUUCUACCUGAGGCUUACGGGAAGGAAACCCAGGAUGCUGAAGCUCAUGAACCGCCUCCUGAGGACCAUCUCCAUGCUGGAGUAUUUCAUCAACCACAGUUGGGAAUGGAGCACAAACAACACAGAGAUGCUUCUGUCAGAGCUGAGCCCUGAAGAUCAGAGAGUAUUCAACUUUGACGUGCGACAGUUGAACUGGCUCGAAUACAUUGAAAAUUACGUUUUGGGGGUUAAGAAGUAUCUACUAAAAGAGGACCUGGCUGGUAUCCCCAAAGCAAAGCAACAUCUAAAAAGGCUCCGGAACAUUCACUACCUCUUUAACACUGCCCUGUUUCUUAUCAUCUGGCGCCUCCUCAUUGCAAGGUCUCAGAUAGCUCGGAACAUCUGGUUCUUCAUUGUGAGCUUCUGCUAUAAGUUCAUCUCGUAUUUUAGGGCCUCCAGCACACUCAAGAUCUAAGAGCAUUCCACCAGCCCACCAUCUGGAACCUCAGAUACCUCUCUAAGGCAGUAAACUGUGUCUUAAACUAGGAAGUAACAAGAAGCACAUCCAAGCUUCC
Messenger RNA from Phodopus roborovskii (desert hamster), 1867 nucleotides. It is a transcript of the gene Far2, whose product is annotated as fatty acyl-CoA reductase 2. Gene Ontology annotation, biological process: long-chain fatty-acyl-CoA metabolic process. Gene Ontology annotation, molecular function: alcohol-forming very long-chain fatty acyl-CoA reductase (NADP+) activity. Gene Ontology annotation, cellular component: peroxisome. The record is from RefSeq and is a predicted model, not a curated record. Bases 220 to 1767 code for a protein of 515 amino acids. NCBI's taxonomy places the organism in Eukaryota, Metazoa, Chordata, Mammalia, Rodentia, Cricetidae. The transcript has 12 exons.